AUGGCGAAUGCCCCAGACAGGUUCGAACUUUUUCUAUUAGGUGACGGCGAGAAGAAAGUCACCGAAGAGGCAGAUACACGUAUUCCCUCAUCAUCGAUCUUCACUUUCAACAAGGAAGAUCAUACUCUCGGUAAUCUUCUCCGCUCGCGACUUCUACAAUCGCCACACGUCAAAUUUGCCGGCUACAAAGUGCCUCAUCCACUUGUCAGUAAAUUUGAACUCCGAGUUCAGACUAAUGGCACCCUCAGCCCUCGCGCCGCCCUAAUGCAAUGCUGCAAAGAUCUGGUCAACGACCUGAGCAUUCUAAGCCGCGAGUUCACCAAAGAAUUCGAAUUGAGGAAAAUGGUAGGGGACGGAGCUAAGGCGGAUGAGAAGAAGGACGAUAAAAGGGCGGGGAGAUGA
Molecule: messenger RNA, 402 nt
Organism: Letharia columbiana
Lineage: Eukaryota; Fungi; Ascomycota; Lecanoromycetes; Lecanorales; Parmeliaceae
Exons: 4
Coding region: 1-402 (133 amino acids)
Biological process (GO): transcription by RNA polymerase II
Cellular component (GO): RNA polymerase II, core complex
Molecular function (GO): protein dimerization activity; DNA binding
Source: RefSeq, a predicted model, not a curated record